UGCACUGCGACAGGCUGGCCUUCCCGGUGAAGCUGUCGCUGCGGAAGGCUUCAGGUGUGGGCGAGGACUCCACCAUCCUGGCGCUCAUGGAGCCGCUGCCGCCUGCCAAGAACCGGGCAAGCCUGUGGGUGGCGCCCAACGGCAGCAUCGUCGCAUGUGACCCACAGUUCGUAGCCAAGUUCGGUUGGAAGGCCACCGAGGUGAACGGGAUCAGCAUCACGACCCUGAUAUCCACCCACACCAAGGAGCAGCUGGUUGCAGAAGCCACGGCAGUCCUGGCGGAAAUGGGCGAUGCAUUCGUCUGUGACGAAGAGGAGGAUGAGGACGACGAGGAUGGUGAUGAG
Messenger RNA from Astrephomene gubernaculifera, 344 nucleotides. NCBI's taxonomy places the organism in Eukaryota, Viridiplantae, Chlorophyta, Chlorophyceae, Chlamydomonadales, Astrephomenaceae. The record is from the annotation of a GenBank genome assembly.